CCCCGGUUCUCCUCCAGCGUUCUUCCGGCUUACAUGUUGGAGGAAAAAAAAGAAAAGACGAAUGGGAAAAAUAGUAAUCCAAGAAAACCACCAUUACCCGCUAACUUCUCGAAACGGUCAGAAUAACUCAGAAUGAGCUCGCAGCAGUAUCCUCGACACGGACUUCCAGCGUCCAACACUGGUGCGCCUCAACUCCCUGUGGCUGGGAAUCUCGUAGCUGUCACUCAGCCAACAAAUCCACAAGAUGGAGAUAGUGGUCGAGAUGUCGAUCAUGGGCAGCAAGAUCACCCUCCUCCGGUCGGUGGGGCAACGCUAGCAUUCAGAGACGAUAAGCAGGAGAUGGUGGUCAGGCCUUACCCGCAGGUGCAGACGCACGGUCCCCAGCAGGUUGUUCCACAAACGGUGUCCAUCCAACCUGGCACGCCAGUGACGUUGGCCCCCACACACCUCCAACUGGGUCAGCCAGCAGUUCUUACCGACGGGCAGAUGAAGGCUGUUCUUAAGUCACCUAUGCCAAGUCGCCUGAUAGCCCCAGCACCAACUUCCAACCAGGGUCAUAUCCCAAUACCUUCUAAGGUGCCUGGCCAUAUUACUGUGACGGUAGAGAGCAGUAUGGCUACCACCCCUUCUAUUCCAGUUGCAACCAUUAGUGGUCAGCAGGGUCACUCGAGCAACUUGCACCAUCUGAUGUCAACAGGCAUUCAGAUAAUUCGUGGCAGCGCACCAGCACUGCAGAUCGGAACCCCUGCUGUGCCCCCGCAGACCUUCACAUCUCAUUUACCUAGAGGCGCUGCUGCAGCAGCAGUCAUGUCCAGUUCAAAAACUGUCCUGCGACCAGCAACUGGAGGAAGUGCUGGGCCUGGUCAGCCUACUGUGCAGCACAUCAUCCACCAGCCUAUUCAGUCUCGACCUGCUGUUACAACCUCUACAGCUGUGCUCCCAACAGUUGUGGCCCCAAUUUCCGCAACCAGAACUCAGUCUCCUGUCAUUAGUCCAACGGCUACACAUUCGGCAGAGGUGACUCAUGGGCGGCCUGGACUGACCAUUCAUCCUCCACCGGCCACUGUGAGUAUUCAGAGGCCUCAAACGUCCAGGGAAGCUGCUACAAGGAUCAUGCUUCCAUCUCAUCCAGCUAUUGGCGCUCAGAAACCUCAACCCCCCCAUACAAUGACACAGAAGCCAAUCUUCAGUACUGUAACUCCAGUUGCAGCUGCCACUGUUGCGCCAAUUGUUGCUACCAACACGGUGCCAUCGACUACAGCAAUAGGUGGCGUUCCUCAUACCCAAAUGAACAGUAACACGAUUGUUACCAUGACGAUGGCAUCACACUCUUCACAUGCUACUGCAGUCACCACCUCUGCCAUUCCUGUUGCAAAAGUGGUCCCUCAGCCUAUUGCUCACUCUUCAUCUCGCGUGCAACCUGAGUACCCUGGGGAAAGAGCCAGCCUCAUUCCUGUUCAAGGUCAUCGAUCUUCUCCUAACCCAGUAACCAUGGAGGCUAGGAGUGAUAACAGGCCCUCUGUGCCAGUGCAAUUCCAGUACUUCCUACCAACUUACUCGUCGUCCUACCCUCUGACACAGACCUACACCCCUAUCAGUAGCUCAGUGUCCACCAUUCGCCAGUAUCCUGUGACCCCACAAGCCCCAAGUUCAGCACUGCCCACUCAAGGGGGAGUGGGCGUGGCCACCACUGUCCAUUUGAACCACAUGCAGCUGAUGACCGUGGAUCGGAUCGGUCUACCCUCCGCCCAAAUCAGCACCCAAGGAAUCCAGCCAGCUCCAAUUGCGGCCCAGGGCAUUCAGCCCACACCCAUCGGAGUGCAGGGCCUGCACACAUCUGCAUCGAUAGCCACACAGGGAAUACAGCAGACGCCAAAUGUCACUCAGCAACAGCAGCAGCAACAGCAGGCUGAGGCAAAAUCUGGAAUUGUUUUGACUGAUGGAUUUGUGGCGAGCCCAAUAAGCACGUUUGGUGCCACCCAGCCUGUAGCCACCAUGGUGCAGGCACAUGGUCAAGGAGCAGCUCCCACCCUGGUCUCGUCUCCUCGACCCAGUAUCCUUCGGAAGAAAACGACAAACGAUAGUGCUGUUCGUAAGAACCUGAUCCCAGCCCAGCCCAGCGAAGCCAACUCUGGCAGAAUGGAGAGUGCUGUGAGAGCGGCAGGAUCUCCCCGGCCUGCUGGUGUGAAACCCAAAGCCGAGGUGCACAUGGCCGUCGCUCCUCCUGUCAUGGCCACUGUUGAGGCACUGCCUUCACAGGGAGGGGAGCAGCAGGUCGUGUCCUCCAGUACACAGCAUCUAUCUCAAGCCAUCCCCACCAUGCUGGCCACCCCCGGACCAGUGCCUCCAUCCCAGCCGUCCACUGUACUGUCAGCCUUGCCAGCUGCCAUGGCUGUUACACCUCCUGUCCCCGCCUCAAUGGGCAACACUGUGGCCUCUCCCACGCAGCCCGCGGCCAGUAGCACUGCAGCUUGUGCUGCCAGCUCCACCUGCCCGGACAUGAAGAUCAAGCAGGAACAUGAGUCCAUGGACACUUCUCACCCUGAUUCCUCCAUGAAUUUGUCAUCAGGACCAGCCCAGGCAUCCUCCCUGAACAUCCCAGCCACAGGCGAUCUCAUCCCUGGUGCCUCGCCAAGAAAGAAACCACGCAAGCAGCAGCACAUUAUUUCGACAGAGGAGACCGAGAUGAUGGAGACCAAUAGCACAGAUGAGGAGAAGACCCCUGGGAGGCCCAUCAGCGGCAGAGCCGAGCGGCGUGAAUCCCCACCCAGAGAAUAUGUUGACGAAGAGGGAGUCCGGUAUGUUCCAGUCCGUCCUCGGCCUCCGGUUACGUUGCUGCGACACUACCGUAACCCUUGGAAAGCUGCCUACCACCACUUUCAAAGAUACAGCGACAUCCGGGUCAAAGAGGAGAAAAAAGGAUCGUUGCAGGACAUGGCCAAUCAAAGAGGAGUUGCCUGUAGAGCUCAAGGAUGGAAAAUCCACUUGUGUGCCGCACAACUUAGGCAGUUGUCAAAUUUGGAGCAUGACGUGUACAGCCGUCUCUCCACCCUUCAAGAGGGUCUGAUUCCAAAGAAGAGGGCGAAUGCCGACGACGACCUGCAUCGAAUAAAUGAGCUUAUACAGGGAAACAUGCAGCGCUGUAAACUAGUGAUGGACCAGGUGACCGAGGCCCGCGACACGAUGAUGAAGGUGUUGGAUCACAAGGACAAAGUGCUAAAGCUGCUCAAUAAGAACAGCACGGUGAAGAAGUCCUCCAAACUGAAACGCAAAGAACGGGCGUAAGCAGGACCGUCUCCACUGUUGCUACGUUACGAUCAUUGUCCCCACUGGAGAGGGGAUUGCUCAGAAUAUGGUGCUAUGAUUUGCUGCAUACAAUCAGGAGCACCCUUCCUGUCUUCCCGAGGGUGAGUGCAGCGACAGUAGGAUUGUGCAGCAGUGAAGGCUGUCAGGUUCUUAUGAAGACACACAAACAUUGUAGGAUUGUGAGCUGUGCGAUCCACCACAUCAAUGUGAUCUCAUUUCCUGCCCCCCACCAACUGGUCCAUUCCACUUAUGAGAACAGCAGCGUGACAGAUCCCAAAUUCAAAUUGUGGUUGUCAUUGGUCUGUGCCUUGGUUUAUUUCUGUUUGCUAUAACGCAUUCAGGACAUUUUGCUGUUGAAAUUUUGUUUUUGUGCCGAGUAUAUAGCUGUAGGGCUGCUGGAUAUACUCUUUAAUUUGGCUGCCUUACUGCAUCCGUACAUGUGACAUUCAAUACGGUCAGGAACGUUUAUGUAGUUCUCCAGGAAAGUACCAAACGGAAACUGAAAAUUUGAGAAAUAGAUGAUCCAUGUGCAUAAUGUCAUGUCAACAUUUCAGCCGCUCAGAAAACACCUCUUUGAUUCUUAAAAAAAAAGAAGUGGAUUUUGGAAAGGUCCAUCAUUGGAAGUGCAGUGGUCGCAUUGAAUUCAUGUAAAUGUAUGUAAAUGUUGUUUUUCAUCGACCUGUUUUUUUUCCCUCUUCAAUUUUUGUACUCAAAACAUGUUGUGUUGUGUGACGUAACAAUUCAUUUUGCAGAGUUGAAAAGAAGAUAUGAGCCUGACGCGUUCGGCUUGUGUACAUUGUUUUUGUCGUUGUAAUUAUAGUAAAGAUAC
Molecule: messenger RNA, 4135 nt
Organism: Synchiropus splendidus (mandarinfish)
Lineage: Eukaryota; Metazoa; Chordata; Actinopteri; Syngnathiformes; Callionymidae
Gene: sap130a
Product: Sin3A-associated protein a
Exons: 21
Coding region: 133-3285 (1050 amino acids)
Biological process (GO): negative regulation of transcription by RNA polymerase II
Cellular component (GO): Sin3-type complex
Source: RefSeq, a predicted model, not a curated record